Messenger RNA from Anthonomus grandis grandis, 2199 nucleotides. RefSeq names its product LIM/homeobox protein Lhx3 (gene Lim3). The record is from RefSeq and is a predicted model, not a curated record. Gene Ontology annotation, biological process: regulation of transcription by RNA polymerase II; neuron differentiation. The transcript is spliced from 8 exons. Lineage: Eukaryota; Metazoa; Arthropoda; Insecta; Coleoptera; Curculionidae. Gene Ontology annotation, molecular function: RNA polymerase II transcription regulatory region sequence-specific DNA binding; DNA-binding transcription factor activity, RNA polymerase II-specific. Bases 587 to 1822 code for a protein of 411 amino acids. Gene Ontology annotation, cellular component: nucleus.
UGUAUUAAUAUAUAUAUUUUUUUAAUAAUGAACGCCUUUAAAAAAAAAUAUGAGGGGUCCAUCAAUGGCACAUUAUGUGCCCAUGUUGGCCCCUGUUGUAAAUAAAUAUUAUUUUAUCUUAUUAACUUCUUUUUUAAGCUUUAAUGAAAAAAAUAAUUUGUGGGGUACAAAAAUAUACAUAUAAACUCAAUAAAUUAAGUACAUAAUUCACAAAUAAAUGAUUUGCAACGGUAACUAACACCCGCACACUCAAUGUGGCACCACGAUUUACAUACUUGACAGCGAAUCUACUUUUCUUUGCUACGUGAGUGAGAGAAUAACUCGUUGCAGUAAAUGCAACUGGCAUCAUAUGUGCCUUCUUUGCCUUUUUUAAGGAAUUCCUCCAAGAUAGACUCAUCUUGGUCAGAACUGUCAUUUUCAAUGACAAGUUGCCGUUUUACUGCCCUACCUUGUUGUUUUCUUAGUUUCGUUUCCUUUUCAGUAACUUUUUCUUUGAGUUCUUGAAUUUCUGGAGUGGAAUUUAAAUGAUCAGUUUUUGCACGAGUUUUGCAUUUUCUUGUUUUAACGCCCCCAGGUACCGCUUGAGAUGGAGGACGCCAGCAGCACCGCAGAAAAAAUGUCAAUUUUGGACCAAGCUAGGAGCACUUUAUCACAUAUCCCGGGUCUCCCCCCGCCCCCUGGUUUAAUGACCCCCCACGCCGCCGACGGUCCUCCCAACUCAGAAGUCCUAUUGGCCCUUUUAGCUAGAAAUAAAACUUUAGAAGCGACCAUUCCAAAAUGCGGCGGUUGUCACGAACUAAUCUUGGACCGAUUCAUCUUGAAAGUUGCGGAGCGCACGUGGCACGCCAAAUGUUUGCAAUGCACCGACUGCAGAAUCCAAUUAACCGACAAGUGUUUUGCCAGAAACGGUCAACUGUUUUGUAAGGAGGAUUUCUUUAAGCGCUACGGAACGAAGUGCGCAGGCUGCGAACUCGGAAUACCCCCGACCCAGGUGGUGCGCCGUGCCCAAGACAACGUCUACCAUUUGCAAUGUUUCGCAUGCGUGAUGUGCGCCCGCCAAUUGAACACCGGCGACGAAUUCUACCUGAUGGAAGAUCGGAAACUGGUGUGCAAACCGGACUACGAAACCGCCAAGUCUAAAGCGGCGGAAUGUCUAGACGGUGACCAACCCAACAAACGACCGAGAACCACAAUAACAGCGAAACAGUUGGAAACCCUGAAGACGGCUUACAAUAAUAGUCCGAAACCUGCUAGGCACGUGCGCGAGCAACUGAGCCAGGAUACGGGUUUGGACAUGCGAGUGGUGCAGGUCUGGUUUCAAAAUAGGAGAGCAAAAGAAAAAAGAUUGAAAAAGGACGCAGGCAGAACCAGAUGGAGCCAAUACUUCAGAUCGAUGAAAGGCGGUUCAUCACCCAGACACGAUAAACUGUUAGAUAAGGACGACAUGAAGGUGGAUCUGGACAGCUUUAGUCACCAUGAUUUAAGUGACGACAGCUACGGCACUGUAGUGAACAUGUCGAUGGACCAAGAUGGAUCGUCCCCGCACAGCGGUAUUGGAAGACCGAUGUUCCUUCAUGGGGCGGCUUCGCCCUCUUACCUUCCAGGACAUACCCCACCACAUGGGCAUGAGCAUAUGGGCUAUCCGGAUCAUUUAGCUGUCUAUUCUGGUUUAGGUCAAGGUCCUCCUCCUGGAAUGAUGCACGGAAUGCCCCCGGGCGGCCCCGAUUCCGAACUAAGUAACGACAGCAGCCCUAGGGGAUACCCCGAUUUUCCCCCAAGCCCCGACUCGUGGCUGGGGGAGCCGUCCAGCGCACAUUACUGACCCCCCAAACACAAACUAUAUCAACUUAUUGUAGAUAGGAUUUUUAAAUAUUGCGUUAUUUAUUAAUUAUUGUACUUGUAUAAAAUCAACUAUACAAAAAAAAAACGGUUUUUACGGGGUGUUUCAAAUCUUCUUUCUGUGUUUUUUCUCUAGUCUGUGUUGUAUUAUUUUCUGUGAUUUUAUUUAUAUUUUAAACAAAGAAACUCUAUGUACAAAUUAAUGUAAAUAAUAUUUAGUUAGUUAUUGUAUAUAAUUAUAAGCUCUUGUCACACCUAUAUAUAAUUUAUGGUAGAUUAUAGUCAUUAAACUCUAGUCACCAAAGCAGGUAUUUUAUAGUAAGAUUGUAAAAAAAUGGUGUCAUCAUCAGUUCUAGUCGU